Molecule: messenger RNA, 1739 nt
Organism: Glycine soja
Lineage: Eukaryota; Viridiplantae; Streptophyta; Magnoliopsida; Fabales; Fabaceae
Product: probable aldo-keto reductase 1
Exons: 11
Coding region: 341-1579 (412 amino acids)
Cellular component (GO): cytoplasm
Source: RefSeq, a predicted model, not a curated record
AAGCCCGAACCAUUUUCUUAGGAGAGAGAGAGAGAGAGAGAGAGAGAGAGAGAAGCAUUUUGUUUUCUGAAUCGUAUAACAAUGUGGAGAUUCCUCGAGCGAAACUUGGAACACAAGGCCUUGAGGCUUUAAAGCAGCUACCUAGAGCAAAGGUCCAGUUAGCAACCAAAUUUGGCAUUUCAAGGAUGGAUUUUCCUAAUGUACAAGUCAAAGGCACACCAGAGUAGGUGAACUUAAGAAACUUGUGGAAGAGGGUAAAGUGAGGUAUAUUGGGUUAUCUGAAGCCAGUCCAGAUACAAUAAGGAGAGCACAUGCAGUUCAUCCCAUCACUGCUGUACAAAUGGAGUGGUCCUUAUGGAGUCGUGACAUUGAGGACGAAAUAAUUCCUCUGCAGAGCUUGGCAUUGGAAUUGUACUAUAUAGUCCUCUUGGUCGAGGCUUUUUCGGUGGCAAAGGAGUUCUGGAAAAUAUGCCUGCAUAUACAACCCUGUUAUCCAGCAGGUGAAAGGCAGGGACGAGUCGAAAUGGCUGAAGCAGAGAGUGUGCAGAUUCCUCAAGUCAAACUUGGAACUCAAGGCCUUGUGGUUUCAAAGUUAGGGUUGGGGUGUAUGACCCUUAGUGGACGCUAUAAUGAUCCACUUCCUGAAGAGGAAGGCAUAUCUGUUAUUAAGCAUGCUUUCAGCCAAGGAAUCACUUUUUUUGACACAUCUGAUGUCUAUGGGCUCGACCAUGCUAACGAAUUUUUGCUCGGAAAAGCUUUGAAGCAGUUACCUAGAGAAAAGAUCCAGGUAGCCACGAAAUUUGGCGUUGCAGUAGCAAAAUUUCCUAAUUUUCAAAUCAAAGGGACACCGGAGUAUGUGCGGUCGUGUUGUGAAGCAAGCUUGAAACGCCUUGAUGUUGAAUACAUUGAUCUCUAUUAUCAGCACAGGAUUGACCAAACAGUACCUAUAGAGGAAACAGUGGGUGAACUUAAGAAACUUGUGGAAGAGGGUAAAGUGAAGUAUAUAGGGUUAUCUGAAGCGAGUCCAGAUACAAUAAGAAGAGCACAUGCAGUUCAUCCCAUCACUGCUUUACAAAUAGAGUGGUCCCUAUGGACUCGUGACAUUGAAGAGGAGAUAAUUCCUCUCUGCAGAGAGCUUGGCAUUGGAAUUGUACCAUAUAGCCCUCUUGGUCGAGGCUUUUUUGGUGGCAAAGGAGUUCUGGAAAAUAUGCCUGCAAGUACAGUCCUGACUUUACAUCAUCCUCGGUUCCAAGCAGAGAACAUAAACAAGAACAAGAGAAUAUAUGAACAAAUUGAAAGCCUUGCUAAGAAAUACCAGAGCACUCCUCCCCAAUUGGCAUUAGCUUGGGUACUUCACCAAGGCAACGAUGUUGUUCCUAUUCCUGGAACAACUAAGAUUAAGAACCUGGAUCAAAACAUCGGUGCAUUAUCACUGAAAUUUACAGAAAGUGACUUGAGAGAAAUUUCCGAGGCAGUUCCCAUACAUGAUGUGGCAGGGUCUCAAUACUUCUUUGGAAAUGAUAAAGAUUCUUGGAAAUUUGCCAACACACCUCCAAAAGAUCCGAGGGUCUCCACUUGAAGCACUCUAAAUCCUUUUUAGUUGGAUAAUUUUCUAUUUUGUGAGCGGUCAUAUGUCAGAUGCAAAAGCUAGUACGACUAUAAGCUACUAAUGCAUUCUGUUGAUGUAGUAGAUAAGGAUAUUAAUAAACUUCAAUUUGAGUUUCUUUUCUGUUUAGCAA